AAGGCAAGCAACGGAGAAGACCUGUUGGGGCAACGCUACACGUUUGAGUUUGCAUUUGUAGAGUUUCAUCUAUUUGAACGUCUUUCUUAAACUUAGUUGUGUUUUCUGCACUAGUGAGAGUCGGAACGGUUACCGAGUCAUUCACCGACAUAUGGCGAGAGCAGCUAUCUGUUAAUGUAGCCAUAGAGCAGUGGUGGAAAAGCUGUUAACCAAGUUAAAUCCGAGACCUACAAAACAGUUUAUAACAUGGACGUGUCGUCUGACGAAGCUGACGACUGGUUUAUGGAGUCAUUACACAUGUAUAAAGACUUGCAUGUAUUUCAGCUGGAGCAUCCAACAAAAGUCAUAGAAUGGACGAGUGAAAAAAGUGUAUGUGUAGCAGGUUACUCUUCACCAAAGAAUGAAAUUUUAGAGCUGCUGUUGCCUUUGAAGCUGUAUGCUGGAGAUAAGCAGGGCCUGUGUCCAGAGCGAGAUUUUAAAGUACAGCAUGGAGGAUUCUGCGAUGAGCCAGUUGAAUGUCUGAGACACAUCUUUGGAAAAAGUAACAGGUGUGUGGUGACAAGUGGACAUAAUAGUUCCAAACUCCAGGUUUGGGACCUCGGAGAAGAUGACAGUGAUGUUAUCAAGAGGACUGGAGUUAUAAACCUUGAACGCACGUCAGCUGAAGGCAGAAAAAUUGCUUCAGGCUUGACGGAGGAUCCUUCUGUCCUGCAUGGAUGUCAGAUCAAUGAUGUACAGCUAAUUGAGUUAGCCUCCGGGAAAGUGCUUUAUGCAGUAGGCACAGAUUCAUUGGAUGCAGUGAGUGGUCUGCAGUUUGUAAACGCAAAUGAAUUUGUCAUUUGCGCAAAUAAUGGAACUCUGUAUGUUGGAGAUACAAGGCAUCCAAGGAUAGAGCAAUAUGCUCUCCAAGCCAGUGUGACCAGAUCACGCUGGAGUUUUGGACUAAAAACAAAUCUGCCUCAGUCAGACCUCGCCUCUUGCACUGUCUCAAGGCUCUCUUCCUGUGGGCAGGUGUUACUGUCCGAUUUCCGAAAAAUGAGCAGUCCAGUCGGAGAAGCUCAGCUUAAUCUUCAACAUAGUUUUCCCAGCAGUGACUUUAUGACAGUGACGUGGGCUCCUGCUCUGGAUAACUUUCUGUCUGUAUCAGGGUUGGAUGGAACAGUUCUUGUCUUCGACACAACACGUUGGACCACUGACUUGAAGAACCCAGAGCCUAUUUUUGUACACCGUGGUCACCACUUUUCAUGUGAGGCAAAGACUGAUGGUACUCCGCUUGUGGUCACUACUCACGUGUGGCAUCCAUGGCGACCAAGAACUCUUCUGUCAGCAGCUUCAGAUGGAUCUAUACAUGUGUGGGAUUGGGUGGACAAAGAGAAUAAUAGUCUUUGAUCUUGUAUGUAUGAAAAGUACAAGCAUAUUGUUUGUUUAGCUUUUUUUUGUAGCUGGGUUUUUAUAAAAAAUUUAAAAAAAAAAAGAAGGAGAAGCACUUGCACUCUCCACUGACAAAAAAUGCUUGAAUAAACAUUUUGAUAUGAAA
This is a messenger RNA of Pygocentrus nattereri (red-bellied piranha), 1537 nucleotides long. It is a transcript of the gene wdr73, whose product is annotated as WD repeat domain 73. Lineage: Eukaryota; Metazoa; Chordata; Actinopteri; Characiformes; Serrasalmidae. Gene Ontology annotation, cellular component: cytosol; spindle pole. The coding region runs from base 247 to 1389 and encodes 380 amino acids. Gene Ontology annotation, biological process: cytoplasmic microtubule organization. Gene Ontology annotation, molecular function: protein binding. The transcript has 8 exons. The record is from RefSeq and is a predicted model, not a curated record.